AUGCUUUUGACGAUCAUAUUGGCAGAGUCAAACCGAUUUGUCAACCAGAGAAGAAGAGAGAAGUUGCAUGAAUUGAAACACCAGGACGAAAGUCCAGUACGAGAAAAAGAGGACUGGCUGAGGUGGGAGUUGAACGUCGAAAAAGCAGCCCCACGACUGGACUGCAUGGCCGCUGUCGUCGGAUGGAGGGAAGAUCCAGAGCUGUUUUCACGAGCGCUGGAGAGCUACAAAACCACUGAGGGAUGCACAUUCCUUCUGGUUGGUGUCGAUGGUGACGAGGCGGACGAUCAGGAUAUGGUCGACGUCUUCAACCAGACAUAUCCUGAACGCUCAGCCGUCAUUCACAUCUCGGAGCCAUUAGGUGAGCUUGCAGAGCGCACCAGGGCCAAGCUCGUCGCCAUGCGCCAGCAAGACAAUCAGCCCAUCAACGACGCCGAAAUCGACGGGAUGGUUAUGCAACAUUGCAUUCUCCUCGCCCGGACCAUUCUCGAGCAGCAUCAGCUCACCAUCGGAGGCGACUAUCACGCAGGCAUUCGCCAGAUCUGCCUACGACAGCGACACAUGCACAAGAAGGGCAUCAUGUUCACGACCUUUGUUUUCUCCCUAGUUAUCGCCGACAUCCUGGGCAUAGAGUUUCUCUGGUCCUCCGACAGUGACACCAUCGUCUUCCAAGACUCCCUCUCCCGGACUGUCGACACCAUCGCCGCGGACCCAAAGCUCGGCGGGGCCUCCUCAGGGUUAGUCGUGCACAACUCCGCCGAGACCACUGUCACAAGUCUAGCCGCCACGAUCUACUGGGGCGAGCUGUACCUGACCCGCUCGUCGACAGCUGUGACAGCUACGAGCGACUGCCAGAGUGGGCCGAGCACGGUAUUUCGUCUGGCUGCACUGCCGGACAUCUUGGUGCCAUGGUACCUGCAGACUGUGCUGGGCAAGAGAAUGAUCAUCAACGAGGAUAGGCAUCUGACGACUAAUUUGCUGUUAAGGGGUUGGGGAGUGGUAUAUGCGAGCGAUGUGCUCACCUCUACCGACACGCCAACAACGAUGAGCAAAUGGUUGAAGCAGCAGCUGCGGUGGGCGAGAGCAACUCACAUUGAAAGCUUGCUUAUGCCGCGGGUCUAUUUAAAAACGCAUCCUCUGUUGUUCUUUGGCAUGGCAAAGAGGGAGUUUGGACCAGUGCUGGGUGCUCUUGCGGUGUCGUACUACCUACUCACGUCUCGGAAGCUUGUCUCGGUGUGCUUUGCUGAUGUCGCGAUAAGGCUCCUGCUCGGUGUCGCGUACAAUAUUCUGCGGAACCCAGAUCGCUUAGGGAGAGGAGUUGGCGCGGCUGGGAAAUGGGUCAUUCCGGGUUUCUUCUUCUACUACAUCCCGCUGCCGGCGGUGCAUGUUUGGAGCAUGUUGACCUUGACGGCCGAUGGAUGGGGAACUAGCAUGCGAGCAGACGGAGAGACUACACCGAGGCCAAUGUAG
This is a messenger RNA of Diaporthe amygdali, 1470 nucleotides long. RefSeq names its product family 2 glycosyltransferase. The transcript has 3 exons. Lineage: Eukaryota; Fungi; Ascomycota; Sordariomycetes; Diaporthales; Diaporthaceae. The coding region runs from base 1 to 1470 and encodes 489 amino acids. The record is from RefSeq and is a predicted model, not a curated record. Gene Ontology annotation, molecular function: hyaluronan synthase activity. Gene Ontology annotation, biological process: extracellular matrix assembly; hyaluronan biosynthetic process.